Molecule: messenger RNA, 806 nt
Organism: Pyricularia oryzae 70-15
Lineage: Eukaryota; Fungi; Ascomycota; Sordariomycetes; Magnaporthales; Pyriculariaceae
Exons: 1
Coding region: 271-651 (126 amino acids)
Source: RefSeq, a predicted model, not a curated record
GCCGUGCCGACUUUCCGGAUAGUACGGAUGGUUGCGACACUGGUCAAAUGUUUGUGAUGCUGAUCAUCGAUCGUUUCCUGUUGCUUGAGGGUGUCCCCUGUCGAAUUGAUAUGUCCGUCCAUCAAGUUGGGGGCCUUUUUUCUUUUUUUCUCUAGGUCUAUAGGGGGCGUUGCUACAUGGUAUCAUGGCCGAACAUGCCCAUGGCGUGUGUCUCCGUCCUCUAUCUAGCAUAGCAACCGAUCCCUCAUACGGAUAUACCCUGAUUACAACAUGUCUACAAAAGUGGAAGAAGCCGAACGCAUGGAGCAAAGCGAGCUGGGUCUACCCGUCUGCCGUCUGGUCAACCCAAGCCUCUCGGAAUCCGCGGGAGCACCAGAGAUAGGGGGGGCUACUACUUUACGCACUGCUAAGGCCAAGGGCGAGCUUGGUCAUCGUUCAAGAAUGAUUCCUACACGAAAUUUCAAUAAUACGACCCUUUGGUUAUCCACCCCCGUCACCGCUACAGCGACUAGAACUAGAAAAGACAGCUUGUUAACACGUGCGCUCUCGCCCGCGUCCCCCCGACCGGCAGGGAUUGUCCUUUUCCUCGUUCGCCCCGCCGCGCCGAGAUCCGCCGAAUUUUGUGCUUUUUUGGUAUCAAGGGAUGCCUGAAAUGCUGUAGCCGAAGACAAGAGAGAGAGAGAGAGAGACAAGCUGGAAAAAAAGGUAUAGCGUUAGAUUCCCGGGGCGUCGGCAGCAUUUUGCCCCGCUAAUAUGAUGCCUAUCGCGUAUUUACUUUUAUAACUUGCCAUGCAACGAAAGCGGGG